Amoebophrya sp. A120 is the source of this 4646-nucleotide messenger RNA. NCBI's taxonomy places the organism in Eukaryota, Dinophyceae, Syndiniales, Amoebophryaceae. The record is from the annotation of a GenBank genome assembly.
AGAAAGUUCUGAUUCGAUACACCCUUGGAAAGAGUUGUUUACCGAAGAGAGGAGAUACUUUCAUAAAAAUUGGAUCAUGGUUGAUUUGUCGGCCACCAUGGUGAAGACGAUGGCCGCGUCGUUUCCGAGAUCGAGUCGGCGUCCUCCAAAUAAAUUGAAUGUGCUUGUUCGACGGCCAGGUCGAGCGUGUGGUACAUUGUGCAUCUUUUUGUUCUCCUGUUGCUCCUGUCUGUUGCGCGCAGUCCCCACCGCUGGCAACGUAGCUGCGACGCAGACUGGUGCAGAUGAACAAAAGGGCGGCGACGAUCUGAGCACAAUCGAGGACCUCCACUUCUCGGGCGGCGAGAGCAGCCCGCGUUUUUCCGAGGAUGAUCUUGAUGACGAAGGGCCGCAAGGCAAUCAACCUCCUCUUGAAAAUACGCAGGCCAUGCCAGCGGCGUCCUCCCGUGGCGAUACAGCUACAGGCGCUAGUAGUAGUACAGUCACGGCAGGUGCAGGACCACGAGAAGGGAUGAGAGCACAUCAAAAACCGUUGGAAGCUCCCCUUGUUCUGUCCGUGGAGACUUCGCCCGACGGCCAAACCACUCAGCUCAGCAGCUUCUUUGCGCAGCAAGGAGGUAGGACUGAGAGCAACGAGAAGGAGAACGGCCACAAGACCUAUGGCGGGCGUCGCCUCCCGGGCCGCGACGGGGACGAGUUGGGGCCACUGCUGCCGACACCGGGAAACUCCACCAACUCGGUGGUCCACCUCGCAGCAACAACGACAGUUUCAAGUGGUGCUAGUACCGAGGAAAGCGGCAAAAAACUGACUUGGCUGCAGCUGAUGUCAGGUUCGGGUCGCUCUCGUGGCGGAAGGUCCACUUCUUCGCGGUCAUCCACCGGUCGAAAAAGUAGGAGGCUGCACCAACAGGGCGCAGAGGCCAGCGACGAGGGGGACGAGGAAGCGCGCCCCAGCAGCGUGAGACCGUCGGAGACAUGGAUAGACUUCUUCGCGGACGGUAUGGGGGCCGUCGCGCUGCGACAGCUGUCACGCGGGCUGAUUGAUGUGGCAGGCGGGGGGACAUCCGGCGAGGAAGGGUUUCUCCGUAGCAGAGAAAUCAAAACGCCACUGCGUCUCUUGACCCAAUCCCUCACCGAGGCGGUGAGCCGAAGUGACGGGGUGAUGGCGGCUUUGAGUGUCGACACCGGAAACGUCAACCGUUUUCUAGGAUCCGACCUCCUCCUGUUGCGACCCGAGGGCGCAGUUGUUUUCGUGCAGGUCAUUUUCCGUCCGGACACGCAUGCGAGUGGGUUGCAUGAGCAGACAGCCGGCGGCACACCGACGUCAGCCGCGGCACCGAUCGAGCUGGCGCCACACUUCGCGGAGUUGCAGGGUCCGCUGCAAACUGCGCUACAGGGGCAAGUGGGCAAGGUGCUAAAGAGUGACAUUCGGAAUCAGAAAUUGACGCGGCAAGUGUCGCUCCCGGUGCAUUUUGCCUCACCCGUCACUGUCAAGCUUCCGGGGAAGACUCAAGGCAGUCUGCAAGAGCAAAGGUUUCAGAUCAACUUGCAACAUCUGUUUCCACUCCCGCAAACCGGUGACCUGGUGACAUUCCUAAUCCCCGUGUUCAGCAGCUCCAAUUCGGCGAGUCCCAUCAUGUUCAGCCCAGGGUCUGUUUCUGCGGUGACGGCGGUAAGGUACCACGUGGUCAGCACGAAUGAAAAAGCUGCGAAUACUGCGCGGAACAAACAGCAGCAGCAAACCUUCGCCGGCCCGGAGCAGAUUACGCGCGGAAAAAAGGUUGCUCGGAUCGCUCUCGAAGCGAUGCCAGUGGAAAACUUCCUCGGCCUCCGGGGUCCACAAGCGUACGCCCCGCGUAUCAUGCUGGAAGAUGUUGCCGCUGAUAGCCUGCGGCUGCUCCCCCCGGGCACGGCGAAUCCCAUUACUCCUGGGCAGCAUCAGGACUACACCCAGCCACAAGCGCAAACUUCGGCCCCUCGGGCGACCUCGAGCGGCGGUGCCUUUGGUGCCCGUUUUGGCGGUUUCCGGGUGUUUGCGUCCGCCGGCUCUUCGAAGCAGCCAGGCAAGAAAAAAAAACGGGCGGGGGGGCAGCUCCGGGUCUACCGCUUUUUCUACGACCGGGCGCGCUUUGCGCGAACUCUCGCUCCAGGCGGCGCCGCCGCUGCGGUGUCCACAGAACGCCUACACAGCGUUCGGCUGGAAGAAGAUUACGAAUUUUAUCGUCUCCUGCAUUUUGCAUUGAAAAAUCUCGCUCGGCUGGUGCGGACGUUCCUCGAGUCCAGCCAGCUACUCAUUCCGAAGAAGCUGCUUCGCGAGUAUGAUAACAAGAAGGCGACAUCAUCUGGCCGUGUUCCGGCGAGCUCGGACGAGAGCAGCGCCGGACGGAGCACAUCACAAAGAUCGUCGAGCAAGACCGACAGCAAGGACACCAAACGAGAAAUCCGUGCGCAGCUGGGGAAGCGGUUCACACGGUACCUGGAGGGACUGACGAAGCAGAUUCUGCAGGCAACUUUCGCGGCGUUUGCCGACGACAAAAGCGCGGCGGUGAAAAUACAGCGAGCCGACUUCGCUCCGCCACUGCACAACGGCACGCAGCUGCUGAGCCUUUUUCCCAAGUUGACGGACCACAUCCUCUCGGUUACGGAGAACAAGCUCCUCCUGUUUCCGCUGCAGGACAGCUUCCUCCUGAUGCCAAAAAUGCAUGGCUUCGGCUUUUUUGCGGGAGUUGGAGGAGGGGGCCAAUCGCCCACGUCUACUACAUACCUGGGGCGUGGGAAGGCCGCAGCGUCCCGCAUGAGCGACAUGCUAGACAUGUUUGGCGAGAUGCUCGGGACGCCUGAAGAUGCCGACGUGCCAGACCAAGCUCCGGUUCGGUUCUUGCUCCCCAUUGCAAAGCGCGUUGCCCAGGGAAUCGAUUUCCAGCACUUCGCCAGUGCCGACGUCCGAUCCAACUAUCUGCUGGGAGUAGUGGGUAGGGCGCGCGCUCCCAGAGCGGAAACGCAAGAAAAGGACGGCGCGGAACCGGUUACCACCUCAGCCAGAACGACAAAGAGGAGCUUUGUGCAGUUCUUGCAGGGAGACAGGCGGGAACAGAAGCAACAAACCGAAACCUCGAUCAUGUCGCAGAAAAAGACGAGGACGCGUCGGCCUCGCGGCCGUAAGAAAACUUCCCGAAACGUCGCUUCUGGAGGUUCUGCAGACGCGUUGGCCUCACAACCGGCCUCCGCUAACGCGACUUCGGCGGCCUCUGCUCCUGCUGUUUCUGUUCCAGACGUUUUCCCCAAUGUGAUGGCGUCGUUGCCGGAGGCACAACUCUCCGGAAUAGUCGUCGGCUUGCUUUUGCUGCUCCAGGGCGCCCUUUCGAUUAGCAGGAGAAAAGUGAAAGAGGAGCACCAGAACCGAAACAGAAACGUAGGAGGCGCGUCACCUCCUACAACGACAACUAUGGCGGAGUUAAUAUACUACGCUCCGAUCGUAGGCGGCGGAGGCGCAGACUCCUUUGCGCAGUCUCUCUUCGCGAAAGAUGGAGACGCGACGGGCUCAUCUCGGUCGCGGGCAGGUAAGGAUAGCGGUCUGGAUUGGAGUACAGUCCAGAGCUUCGUCAACGUGCUACCGGUUCUACAAGUAGAGUGGGGGCGGGUCUUAGCUUCGGGAAAACGCUACUUGAAUCCUGCGGAGGAGAAAAAGGAAGAAGGUGUGCCGGCGGUCUCUUCACGAUCCACAGAGCGGGCGCCAGGGCGUAAACGCGUGGCCUCGUUUUUCCAAAUCUUGUCCAGGCAGAAGCAGGGUCCUCCUCGUCGCAUGGAAUCGCGCUCCCACAUCCGGGACAGCGCUAGUACCCUCGACUCAUCAAGGGAGACCGCUCCCGCUCAGCCUGAGCGUGAGCGCAAGGGGGACGCCUACCUGAUAGACUGGCUUCGUGGUGGAAGGUCGCGAAGGCAAAGCGAGCAACCCAUCGUCGGUGCUUUGGUACGAGCCCAGCAGCCGACCUCGUCCGAAAAAGUAUUACGGACCGAGCUUCCCACACAGAAAACCCGGACAAAACCUAGUCGCUCGCGCGAUAUUAAACCGAAACUUUCGACGGGUUCCCUUGCCCCGAGGAAAACUACGAAGUGUUGCAGCAACAUCAAAAUGGAGUGUUGCAGGAAUAUGCAGUGUUCGUGUUUGGGGAAAAUGAAGGAUUGCAGGCAAUUAAUGAACACGUGCAGAUGUUCGUGUUGCACAUCAUACUCUUUAUGUAAGGUGAUCGAGCUCAGUGUCCUCUUUGUGAUUUUUCUUUUUUUUCUCGGACUUUUCGUAAUCGGACUUUUCGUAAUCUUAGACUUGUUGUCCCCAUCGGGAGAAUUGGGCUGGCUUGUUGUGCCAAUCGGGGCGAAUCUGCCUCAAUGGGUUGUGAUAUUAGCAGCUGGGUUUUGCAUGAUUGUGUUUUUUGGAUUGCUGAUAAGGAGAUGCGAGGGUGCGGGGUACUGUAUUGCGCAGUGACAUCGGAUGUCACAAUAAAUGCGUUCGAGUGUGCGUCCACUCAAGGGGAAAGAUGAGAAUAGACAUAACUUUAAUGUCACGGACAAGCACAAAGAUGAUGAUGAGGCUGCUACUCGAAAUGUUGCUUUUGAAAUAUCUCUUCCGAUGUUGAUUUGAUUUUCUA